Drosophila biarmipes is the source of this 1687-nucleotide messenger RNA. Its product is annotated as trypsin-1. Lineage: Eukaryota; Metazoa; Arthropoda; Insecta; Diptera; Drosophilidae. Gene Ontology annotation, biological process: proteolysis. The coding region runs from base 53 to 1192 and encodes 379 amino acids. The transcript has 2 exons. Gene Ontology annotation, molecular function: serine-type endopeptidase activity. The record is from RefSeq and is a predicted model, not a curated record.
CCACCCGAGUCGGUGGUGUCGCUGUGGAGAAAGCCGGAAAAAGUCUAGAGAAAUGAGUCGAGCCUGGUUGUGUCUGCUGCUGAUCUGCCUGGCUUUGGGCUGCCAACUGGAGCAGGCUGUAGGUCAGGAUCAACCAGAGUUCCAGAACCAAGUAUCAGCCCAAUCGGAGGCCAAACCCCUGCUGAAACAGUCCCAGAACACCUUCAUCCAAUGGGUUCUCUCCCUGCUGCCACAACGACCAGGGAGCUCGGAUGCGGAGAAUGCCACCCUGGCUACAUUGAGCAGUAGUUCCACCAUGCCGGAGGUGGCAUCCACCACCUCGACCACCACGCCGGCUCCCUCGUCCAGCACCACCACGACCAGGAGGGCCACCACUCCGGCUCCACCCACUCUGAAUCCGCCCAGAAAUUGCAGUGACUGCGUCUGCGGAAUAGCCAACAUACAGAAGAGGAUCGUGGGAGGCCAGGAGACGGAGGUGCACCAGUAUCCCUGGGUGGCCAUGCUGCUGUACGGCGGAAGGUUCUACUGUGCCGCCUCCCUGCUAAACGAUCAGUUCCUCCUAACCGCCUCCCAUUGCGUCUAUGGUUUUCGGAAGGAGAGAAUCUCGGUGAGAUUGCUCGAGCACGACCGCAAGAUGUCGCACAUGCAGAAGAUCGACCGCAAGGUGGCCGAGGUGAUCACGCAUCCCAAGUACAACGCCAGGAACUACGACAACGAUAUCGCCAUCAUCAAGUUGGACGAGCCGGUGGAGUUCAACGAGAUACUGCAUCCCGUCUGCAUGCCCACGCCGGGCAGGAGUUUCAAGGGCGAAAAUGGCAUCGUCACCGGCUGGGGAGCCCUCAAAGUCGGUGGACCCACCUCCGAUACUCUUCAGGAGGUUCAAGUGCCCAUUCUAUCGCAAGAUGAGUGCCGCAAGAGUCGCUAUGGAAACAAGAUCACAGACAACAUGUUGUGCGGGGGAUACGAUGAGGGUGGCAAGGACUCCUGCCAGGGCGACAGUGGAGGUCCCCUGCACAUCGUGGCCAGUGGAACGCGAGAGCAUCAAAUAGCCGGCGUGGUUUCGUGGGGCGAGGGCUGUGCCAAGGCCGGUUAUCCUGGUGUCUAUGCCAGAGUCAACCGCUAUGGAACCUGGAUCAAGAACCUCACCAAACAGGCUUGCCUCUGCCAGCAGGAGACCAAGAAGAUCAAGUAGACACCAUCUAGCUAAGUCUGUAUCUUUUAAUAGUAAAUACUCUUGCUGGGGUGGUAAUGAAUUAGGGAAUAAGAGCGAGUAUUAGGAUCUUCUAUUAUACAUUUUUGAAAAUAAUAUUUCAGGAUUUCAUAUCUCCCCUGCAUGUGAUACUUCUCAAGGUCUUCGGUAUAUAACAAUAAAAAAAAGUAAUUAUUAUAUUUGCUCUUAUACCAUCUAUGUUUAACCAAACUUACAAAUUCUCAGCAUGCAAUAGAAUCGCUUGAAAGACAAGUUUUCAUUACAAAAAGCUUGUUAUUUCCCGAGUCACUAACUCCUAUAUCCCAAGAAACUAACUAUUUUCGCUGAAAAUAACUUUGCACUUUCUAGGGAUAUAAGUUCAGGCCUUUUAAAAUCAGAAAAAGAAUUUACCAUCCUUGCAAGAGUAUGCCCUCUUCGGCAUGCUCGAAGAUCCUUUUCUCAAGCUGUUUUAUAUUUAUUGAUUAAAAGAAAAGUUUU